Culicoides brevitarsis is the source of this 586-nucleotide messenger RNA. RefSeq lists its product as uncharacterized. The transcript has 2 exons. Lineage: Eukaryota; Metazoa; Arthropoda; Insecta; Diptera; Ceratopogonidae. The record is from RefSeq and is a predicted model, not a curated record. Bases 13 to 567 code for a protein of 184 amino acids.
CUUCGAAUUCUGAUGAGCUUAGUACUUCUGGCAAUUGUUUCAAGUGAAUGCCUCGCUCAAGAAGAAGAAAGUCCUCCGGAUUUGACGGAAAAGUUCGAAAACAAGACCGAAAACUGCGCUUCAAAGCUUUUGGCUCAUAACAAGGUUUCGAGAAAGGAAAUCGCUCAAUGGGCAACGGGAAAUUUCCCUGAAAAUGGCGGCGAACACAAAGCCCUUGCCGAGGAUUUCAUGCAAUGCAUUUACGAGUCCUUUGAUUGGGUCAAAGUCAUCAAAGGUGGCUUGAAAAUCUUCGAUCCUUUGGGAUUUUCGAAAAUUUUCGACACUUUAGACAUGAACCUCGUGAUAAAUUGUUUCAAAAAACACAAAACCAAUUUUCUGGAGGUGCACAAAUGCAUCAUCGUUCAACCCGAAAACAUGAAAGCCAUGUUGAAAGUCUUAACGGGCGUCGCUACUCCAAUGGGAGCCUUCAAAAGUGUCUUUUCCAAGUUGACUUCCAAUUGGGGCGAGGUCAAGUCGAAUGCUCUUGACAUUCGUUCCAAGCUAAAAAAUGUCCUAAAAUUCAAAUAAAUAAAAAAAAAAUACUUAC